Carassius auratus (goldfish) is the source of this 1591-nucleotide messenger RNA. Its product is annotated as transcription factor HES-5-like. Lineage: Eukaryota; Metazoa; Chordata; Actinopteri; Cypriniformes; Cyprinidae. Bases 130 to 603 code for a protein of 157 amino acids. Gene Ontology annotation, biological process: regulation of DNA-templated transcription. The transcript is spliced from 2 exons. Gene Ontology annotation, molecular function: protein dimerization activity; DNA binding. The record is from RefSeq and is a predicted model, not a curated record.
AACCUCCAGCAAACUCCAGACUCACACAUUCAUAUGGAGAUUUGGGAGUAUAAAUAGAGGGAGAGGAGAGAGAGCCGAGCACAGAUCUGAUCUGAUCCUAACAGAGAACCGAACACAAGACACACAGCCAUGGCACCUACAAUCACUGGAGCAAUCAUCAGCAGAGAACAACUUCCACUCUCAAACAAGCUGAGAAAGCCAAUAGUGGAGAAGAUCCGCAGAGAACGAAUCAACAGCAGCACUGAGAAGCUCAAGUCUCUUCUGGGUCAAGAGUUCCUAAAGCAGCAGCCCGACUCCAGACAGGAGAAAGCUGAAGUCCUGGAGAUGACGCUUGAUUUCUUGAGAUGUCAGCGGCGCUCCCAGAAUCCCUCGGCCUGCAGCUCUACUGCAGCUCAUGAAGGACACUUCAGAUGUGUGCAGGAGGCCGUCAACUUCCUGUCUCAGUGUCCAGAGCAGACCGAGUCCCACAGAAGACUGCUGAAGCACUUCCUGCACACACAGCUCCACACAGAGAACCGCACACAUGCGCCGUCUCAGAUCAGUUCACCAGCCGCACAGAGCAGCAGCAAAGAGCAAACUCCUGUGCUCUGGAGACCCUGGUAGAGCCACCAGGACCCAUGUGAUUUAUCAGACAGAAUUCAUAAUGCCAGUCUGAGAUUGGCGUGGACUGUAAUUCUAACGUAGGAAAUGAUUUCCGCCUCUGCUGCUUAUGCAGGACCUUUAAUCUGCUUUCAGAGAAAGUUUGUGUUUCAUUGAAACUGUGUGACCAGUAAUAUUUGAUCAGAAUGUACAGAAUCUUUUGCCACGUGUGAAAAUUAAUAUUGAUAAAAACAUACAAGUCUGAUUUAGACUUUGAGCUCCUGUUGCUCUUUCACCCAUAUUGGGUUUGUUCUCUUACUGCUUUCAUUUACUGAGAAAGUUUGUGUUUCAUUAAAGCUGUGUGACCAGUAAUAUUUAAUCAGAAUCAUUUGCUUUGUAAAAUGAUUAUUACAUUUGUAAAAAUUUAGAUUUAAAGAAACGUUAAAGUCUGAUUCAGAGAUUUGAGCUCUUGUAGCUCUCCUUCACUCAUAUUGUGUUUAUUCUCUCUGCAUCUAAAGGAUGAUGACACUGCUUUCAUUUACUGAAAGCUUUUGAUUUAUAUUUUGUUGUUUAAAAUAGAUCCUAUAUUUCUUAUGAGUUUAAUUUUUUUCAUUUGAAGGAAAGAUUUUGUGAAAGCACAAAUUGCUGUUUUUAAUGUUUGCAUGGUUUUACAUGAAUGAGACAUUUCCCCUAUACAGGACAGUUGUUUAUCGUCACUGUUAGUGAUCUGAAUUUUACUCUUUGUAUUCAAAGUCAAGUUGUUACUUUCUUUAAAUGUAUUUUGACAUUGAAAUGACAUUCCCAGUUCAAGAGAACUAUACAGAUGUAAUAACAUGAGUUCUUCAUGAUUGUAAAAAUAUGUAUUUACAUAUUGUUACUGAUGUUACUUCGGGUACUUUAAGGCACUUGAAUGUCCUUCAAAGUUGAGGCAGAAGUUCACUGUCAGAUUUGCUCUCAUGUGAAGAGCAGCGAUCAUAUUGCUAAUGACAAAUAAAUUGUACAAUCAAGUUUA